This is a messenger RNA of Westerdykella ornata, 1251 nucleotides long. RefSeq names its product integral membrane protein-like protein. Lineage: Eukaryota; Fungi; Ascomycota; Dothideomycetes; Pleosporales; Sporormiaceae. The transcript is spliced from 2 exons. The record is from RefSeq and is a predicted model, not a curated record. Bases 412 to 1089 code for a protein of 225 amino acids.
UGUGGAUUGGCGACCACUUCGGUUUCGGCGGGGUCUUCCGGAACUCGCAACUCGCUCUGUGGCAUCUUCCCAUGUUCCUAUCCUCGUGUGUGUGUGGUUCGUCGCCACAGCCACGAUUGUGAGCCACACAAGUCUUCCUUCUCCUACCACAGUACUUCCUUUCGCCGCGUUGCAGGAGUAAGGCAUGGACGCUGAACUCCGUUCAAUAAUCAUUAGGUAUAAGGAGAAGGAGAAGACUUCAGCUCGGAGGUGGGUCUAGUCGUAAGUUGCGAGAGUGAUGACGGUUUGGUGUUCCUCCGGCUCGAGGCUUUCCCCGAUGACCGGCUUGGCCAUCUGAUAAGAUCUCAAGGCUACACGACUUGGCUCUUCAUUGCUAGUCUGGCGAAAUUAUACAGGCGAAUCUAGGUGAACAUGGCGACUCCGGAUUCCCAGGAUCUGGCGGCCAGAGAGCGGAUCCUCAAACAUAUGAAUGCUGACCACCAGGAUUCGGUCCAGCGUUAUAUCGAGCAUCUGAGAAACGCUUCCUUCUUUCAAGUGCGAGAUGCGCGCAUGACGGAUAUCAGCCUCACAGAGAUGAGGAUCAGGUACUCCGGAAAGGAAGCCGUCAUCCCCUUUGAACCGCCGAUGAAAAGCAUGCGCGACGCCAGAGAACGUCUUGUGCAAAUGGAUCAGGAUGCACUCCAGGCUUUGGGUCGCAGCGAUAUUACCGUCACCAAGUUCAUCCCAUGCUAUGUUCACCCGGGCCAUCUGUUCAACUUCAGCCAAUGCCUCGUCACGUUCAUUGCUUUCUCUCGCCCUUCGCACUUCAAGCCCGGAUCCUUGCUGUUUGACAAUUUACUAUACCGGACUCCUAGUUUCGCGAGCUUCUGUCUAAAGAUUCAACCCUUUCUCAUUGGUAUUAUGGUGGCCAUUCAUGCUUUCGAAGCAGCUGGCAUGGCGAAGCGGUUGAGGAAGCAUGGCUUGACUCCUCUUCAGAUGACCUGGUGGCUGUGGGUAGCAACGUGCUUCAUUGAAGGCAUUACGAGCACGUGGAGGCUGGAUGGACUGGUUGAUCAGAAAAGAAAGGAGAAAGAAGCCAAAAAGCAUUGAGUAUAGCGUAGAGCACGGAGUACAGGAAGGCAGUUAGGGCAAUGACUGCAAUGAUGGGGACACACUUGCAGUGAUGUGCCCACUAGCAGUUCCCCGGUCGGUUUCCGAAAGAUACCGUGUACCACUAGACCCCAUAUUAGAGCGUAUACACAUGCCACUGGC